Molecule: messenger RNA, 796 nt
Organism: Folsomia candida
Lineage: Eukaryota; Metazoa; Arthropoda; Collembola; Entomobryomorpha; Isotomidae
Product: alpha-crystallin A chain
Exons: 2
Coding region: 138-659 (173 amino acids)
Biological process (GO): protein refolding; response to heat
Molecular function (GO): protein folding chaperone
Source: RefSeq, a predicted model, not a curated record
CUGAAUGAAAUCUGAACUAAUCUUUCUUUAGCUCUGUUCCAAGGAAUUGCAUAAAUUUUUGUAGAUUUUUAAAACAAGUAUUUCACUAAAAUCUUGCAAUUCAUCAAGAGGAAAAAUAAAUAGUUGUUGUUACAAACAUGUAUUCCCCAGUGCGCAGCCCUUCGUACUCUCAUCACGAGCUGACAACCCCACAUUGUUACUACCCACACCCACCUCCCCACCUCCCUUAUCAUCUCCAAUCGCAUCACCCCUGGAUUUACAAGUAUCCCGUGGAGGGGUCUCUUCGACCGUCCUACUCAAUUCAGAGUGGACUCUCGGAAGUUUUUCACACAAGAGAAAAGAUUACGAUCAAACUGGAUGUGCAAGACUAUUCCCCUGACGAACUCGUGGUGAAGACGGUGGACGAGCAUCUUUUGGUGGAAGGGAAGCAUGAGGAAAAGGCGGAUGAGCAUGGUUACAUAACACGAUCGUUUAAACGGCGCUAUGUCCUCCCACCAGAAGUUGAUAAGGACGAUGUCCAAGUGGAGUGCGAAAUAGGAUUGGAUGGCGUUUUGAGAAUAUCUGUGCCAAAAAAGUUGUCCGUUACCACUGGGAAUGAAAAGGUUCAUGCGAUCAAAAAGGUGGACAAUAGUAGCGUGGUAACAAAGCCAACACAGUAGUUUGACAUAAGAUAGCAAGUGUUAUUAAACUAGUAAAAAUUAUGGAGGAUAUAUUACAUAGAUGUAUUUAGAUAAUUUGUAACCAAUUGGUUCCCGAAAUGAGAAUAAAUAUUAAACACUAAAGCUAUGAGAAUUAA